This is a messenger RNA of Papaver somniferum (opium poppy), 1180 nucleotides long. RefSeq lists its product as uncharacterized. The coding region runs from base 91 to 816 and encodes 241 amino acids. NCBI's taxonomy places the organism in Eukaryota, Viridiplantae, Streptophyta, Magnoliopsida, Ranunculales, Papaveraceae. The transcript is spliced from 2 exons. The record is from RefSeq and is a predicted model, not a curated record.
UAUCACUCAUUCCCAAAAACAAAAAAGAACUCUUUCUUUGUUUUUCCUUUUCCCUAUUCAUCAUCUCCUCCUAAAAUCCCAUUACAAACAAUGAAGAAAGAAAUUUUUGACUAUACUCUUGUUCCAUUAGGUUUAUGUUUAAUGGUUUCUUAUCAUGUUUGGCUUCUUUAUCGCGUCAUAACACAACCUACAAAAACAGUAAUCGGGAUUAACGCCAUUAAUCGAAGAAUUUGGGUCAAAACUAUGAUGGAGGAUACAUCAAAGAAUGGAGUUCUUGCUGUUCAAACAUUAAGAAACAAUAUAAUGGCAUCAACAUUGUUAGCAUCAACAGCAAUUAUGUUAAGUUCACUGAUAGCAGUGCUAAUGACUAACAAGAACAACAAUCAAUCAUCUUCAGGUUUUGUUUUUGGUGAUCAGAGUCCAUUAGGGUUUUCGAUCAAAUUCUUUUCAAUCUUAUUAUGCUUUUUAUUAGCAUUUUUGUUUAAUGUCCAAUCAAUAAGGUAUUACAGCCACGCAAGUAUUUUAAUCAAUGUACCAAUGAAGAAGAUGAAGAUGAGUAGUACUAAUUCAACAACACAUCUAACGCCUAAUUGUGUGGGUAGAGCUUUGAACAAGGGUAGUUAUUUCUGGUCAUUAGGUUUAAGAGCAUUCUAUUUUUCUUUUCCAUUGUUUUUGUGGAUUUUUGGUCCUAUUCCUAUGUUUUGUUCUUGUAUUUUCCUGGUUGUUAUGCUUUAUUUUCUUGAUAUCACCUUUGAAUUUGGGUUGGCUGUUGGUAAUGCUGAUGAUGAAGAGUAUGAUGAAGAAGUAGCUGUUUGAGAUUUGAGACAAGAUAAUUGAAACAUUUGGGUCUUUAUCCUUGAUAGAGCUGUGGGUUUGUGACACUUGGCAUUUUAGAGAUACUGAAAACAAUGAAGAUUCAACCCAAGUUGAAUCAAGUUGCUUAAAAUUUUUAGUUUUAUUGCAAUAGAAAUCUAAUUCCAAGGAAUAUUAUGAUUUGUUUCUGUGAUCUUGUUUAGUUGAUAAUUAAUAGUUACAUGGUUUUCUGAAUAGAUGUUGGUAGAACUUUGAUAUUGGCAGAGGACUCAUUGAAUGAUGCUGAGAUUGAUAAUAAGAUGCUAAAGUAAUGUUGUUUUGGGCAUAAAAUUUGAGAAUAUAUUUUUAUUCUAGUACUAAGUUCUGA